Molecule: messenger RNA, 2732 nt
Organism: Myripristis murdjan (pinecone soldierfish)
Lineage: Eukaryota; Metazoa; Chordata; Actinopteri; Holocentriformes; Holocentridae
Gene: ankk1
Product: ankyrin repeat and kinase domain containing 1
Exons: 9
Coding region: 180-2453 (757 amino acids)
Biological process (GO): protein phosphorylation; regulation of cell cycle process
Cellular component (GO): cytoplasm
Molecular function (GO): ATP binding; protein binding; protein kinase activity
Source: RefSeq, a predicted model, not a curated record
CAGCAUUCGUAUCUAUGUUAUCACCUCUUUUUCCUUCCCCUGUGUGAAACACUCUGGGACAGAAGGCUCCUGCGGUGCUAUUAAUCGCUGUUGCUCUGAAGGAUAAGCCCCGUUUGUGUGUGGGAUUAGAGAGAGGAGUGUGUGGUGUGUGGCUUGUGUCAGAGUGGAUCAUCGCUCUCAUGGAUUGUCUUGACGGGGCCCCCGGGAAAUUCAGGAACUUCAGGAGGGAUGACUUUGAGGCUGACUGGAUUAAGGUUGCAGAAUGCAGAUUUGGCCAGGUGUACCAAGUCAAGCUCAAGCUCUGGCGGGAAAAAUGUGCCCUGAAAAGCUUUGACACAAGCCAGGUGGCAAACAGCUUUUACAGCAGAAUGAUAGAUGAGGCAUCCAUGAUAGCCAAAGUGAAAUUCAAGUACAUCAUUUCCAUCUAUGGACUGUGCAGUGAGGCGACUGCCAUGGUGAUGGAGUACAUGAGUAAUGGAUCGCUGGACAAUCUCCUGGCCAGUCACACUUUGAUGUGGCCCAAGAAGUUCCAGAUGAUUCAUGAGGCCACCAUGGGCAUGAAUUACCUCCACAGCAUGAAACCUCCCCUCCUCCAUCUGAACCUCAAGACGUCUAACAUCCUACUAGAUGAUCACCUUCAUGUCAAAAUUUCAGAUUUCGGUUUAAUCAAAUGGGAGGAGGGUUUAAACAAGAGUAAGUUCAUGGAGCAGCUGACAGCAAGAGGGAACAUAAGUUACAUUCCUCCAGAAACUUUCACCCAGUCCACUGAGCCUCCAGGAACCACAUUUGAUGUUUACAGCUUUGCAAUUGUGAUGUGGGAGAUUCUGACACAGCAGAAGCCUUACCCAGGGAGCAGCGUGACCACUGUGCUGAUACAGGUGUCGUCCGGCAAGCGGCCGAGCGCAGAGAUGAUACCCGAACACAGGCCGCAUGAGUGUGACCAGAUGAUCUGCAUCAUGAAGCAAUGCUGGGACCAGGAUCACAGGAGGAGGCCGCAGUUUUCAGACACUGUGAGGAAAACUGAGGGUCUGAGUGAAGUGCUGAAGAUCCCAGGAACUGAGCAGCCUCAGAGAAAUGAAGACCAGAAACAGAAACCAGAUUAUCCCUGGCUGGUUUCUCCGACACAGAAAAUUGCUUUGCCAGAGAUGCGUGACCUUCCCUCAGAUGGCCAGAAUGACAGGGAUGGCAUUCUCUCUCUCCUGUCAAAGAAAGACUUUAACAGUUUCAGACAGUCAGUAAAAAGAGAACAUGUAUUUGAAGUCUAUUCAGAUAAAAAUAGUCUCCUCCACUACACUGUGGCCAGCGGGGACACAGAGAGUGUCCAGCGUGUCCUGAAUCUGGGUGCUGAGGUCAACUGUCCUAGUGCCAGAGGUUACACUCCUCUCAUUGUUGCUGCUCUGCACAGGUUUCAUGACAUCAUUUCUUUGUUGCUGGAGGAAGGGGCAGCUGCCACUCAGGGAGAUGAAGACCAAUGGACACCGCUCCAUUUUGCCGCUCAGAAUGGCGACGACAGGACUGUCCGACUCCUGCUGGACAAAGGAGCGGCGGCAGAUCCGAAGGAGAAAGUUGGUUGGACACCCCUCCAUCUAGCCUGCCAGAAUGGCCAUGAGACAGUGGCUCGACUGCUGCUGUCACGGCUGUCACAGGAAGAAGUUAAGGAACGGGAGGACAUGCAGGGGAGGACGCCCCUGCACCUGGCCGGUGCCUACGGGCAUCUCAGCAUCGUCAAGCUCCUGCUCACUCAGGGAGCAGAUCUCAAUGCUACCGACUGCUCUCUGUCCACUGCCCUGCACUUAUCGGCUGAAGAAGGCCAUUACAGAGUAGUCAGGGAGCUGGUGAAGAGUGGGGCACAUAUUGACAGUGCGGACAGCAGGGGCUACACUCCACUACACCUGGCUGCUCUCAAGGGCCACACAGGCAUCUGCAGGCAACUGCUGUCAGUGGGGGGCAGCGCAGAUCCCAGAACCCACCAAGGCUGGACACCAAUACACCUGGCUGCCCUAAGGGGCCACGAGGCCACCGUGCUCCAGCUGGAGAGUCUGGGUGGCAGUGUGAAUGCUAGAGGAGAGAGAGGAUGGACUCCCCUCCACCUAGCCUGUCACCAGAGCCAGCAGGAAGCGGUAGCUAAGCUGCUGGCAGCCAAAGCUGACCCAAACGUGUCAGAGGACAGCGAGGGCUGGACUCCACUGCAUCUAGCGUGUAAUAGCGUCAGUUUCCCAAGUGUCCUCCAGCUGAUCUCACAUCACGCAGAUGUCAAUGCCCGUAACUGGGGCAAGGCCACCCCUUUACACCUGUCUGCCCAGCAUGGCUGUGCCCCAAUUGUAAAGGCCCUGCUCCUGAACGGGGCAGAUGGGAGCCUGCUGGACGCAUCCGGAUCCACAGCUCUGGAUGUGGCCAAGAGGUGUCAAAGAGAGGAAGUGGUGCAACUACUGGAGAAGGAGUGCAAACCAUGACUCUAUCACUAAAGACAGCUUUAUGAAAUAUUAACAUUAGAGCAGAAACAACAACAAUAAACAGACCUCUCAUGCUAUCUUGUUUUGUGAUGAUUAGGCCUAGAUUUUAUAAAGUAAUUACAAAAUCAUUCAUAAAAUUGUUCAUAAAAUUAGGAGAACUAGUAGUAGUAGUAUUGUACUCACCACUGAAAUACGUUUUUGGACAAUAUUAUUAUUGUAUUAUAUGCUCCACUGCGUAUGCUUGAACAGAUCCUUGAGUAAAUCAUAUUUUACACCAAG